This is a messenger RNA of Platichthys flesus (European flounder), 9600 nucleotides long. Its product is annotated as neuron navigator 1-like. The transcript is spliced from 33 exons. Lineage: Eukaryota; Metazoa; Chordata; Actinopteri; Pleuronectiformes; Pleuronectidae. The record is from RefSeq and is a predicted model, not a curated record. Gene Ontology annotation, molecular function: ATP hydrolysis activity. Gene Ontology annotation, biological process: neurogenesis; neuron migration; nervous system development. Bases 185 to 7063 code for a protein of 2292 amino acids. Gene Ontology annotation, cellular component: microtubule cytoskeleton; axon initial segment.
GUCCUGGUGAAUGGUGAGGCAGUGCGGACCAAUGGGAGGGCAGCGGUGAGGAUGCAACAGUGAUCCAGGAAAAAGCAGCCCAUUGUUCCUGGGACGUCGGAGAAGUGUGACCACCCUCCCUCCCGCCGGCUCUGCCUGCUCGACCCAACCGCUCACUGAAGGACUCACGACUCCGGUGACAGGUAUGAGUGGGGGAGUCAAUGUGAAGUCGUCCCCUCGUGGGCCUCCCUCGUCGGGAAUCCCUCUCCCACGUAGCCUUUUGCCCUCUUCCCCCAAAGCAGACCCUCGCCGCCGGGCUAGUGACCUGCCCAGGCCCUCAAGUCAAACUCCUAAAUACACUCCUACGCACACUCCCACCCACACACCCACGCACACACCCACUCAAUCUCCUUCUCUUUGCCCACGGAGCUCCAGCAUCCCUGGCCCAUCCUCCAGGGACCUGCUGAGAGAUGCUAGCCUGAAAAGCCAACUCUUCCAGCGAACAGUAAAUCUAGCCGCUCCCCUGGUGUCCCGCUCUGCCUACAGCAGUCCGCUGACCCAGCGGCGACCACCACCACACUCCAAAGACACACUGGAUCUGGGAAAACCUGCUGUGCCUCAAACCUCAACACAGUUACCACAUAAUGGCAAUCACAAUAGAAACACCUUCAGCAAUAAGAACCAAGCAUGGGGAGCCAGUAACCAGUGUCCACAGCAACAGUUCAGCACAGGCGACAACUACAACUCUGAAACAGCAGCAGAGGCCAUGCCCAGAAGAGAAGAUCCUCCAGAAAACCAGUCAGCCCAUUCCACCAUGUUCAACAACGGUAACCUCCGCCCGUCUCUCGCUCACACGAUCUAUGAACACGCCAUCAGAGGUCGCAGCAACUCCAUGAGCCAGUCCGAUGAGGAGAUGGGGACCUCUGAGGACAGCAGUCCGGCCUCCUCUCCCAGGCCCCUGCCACUGCCGCCCAUCACAUUCACACAGCCGGGGACGUUAAAGAUGGCUGUUGAUACUCAGGAUCAAAAGCUGGACAAGGAUGCUGCGUCCACAGAGAUACCAAGAGUCAACAUGGCUACUGUGGCCCCCUUCAGCUACAGGCUGCAGGUGCAGGAGGGAGACUUUUCAGUGGAUGAGCUGAGUGACUGCUCCUCUGGAUCCAUAGAAGUCUUCUGCGAUGACCUCACACCAGGGGGGAUGCUGGAGGCUAAUGUGGCUAGCAUUAGCAUGACGGCGAAGCCCAGAGACCUGAACCUCAGGUCUGCUGCUGCUGUCUCCUGCCAGGAUACUUCAGCACAGGCCAUGUCCUCUAGGAAGCCCCCGCCCAAGCCCUCUGCUCUGCCCCAGGGACCCUCGCGUCCCUCCGGGUCAGAGCUCAAAGUCUACCGUCCCUCCUCGGGAUCUAUCCCAAUCUCCAUCCCCAAUCCAUCCGGCCUCCGCAAGCAGCGAUCACUCAACAACUUAUGUGUGCUCACUGAUGCUGAGAAGAAGCUGCACCUGUACCAGUCUCCACGGUGGAAUGAUUGUACAAACCGGCCUGGCGCUGGCGCCAACAAGGCGGGACAGACUAAAGCAGGUCCGGCUGCGGCUGGGAGACCGCCUCUCUCUCGGACCCUUUCGAAGUCAGAACAGUCUCUUUUCCAAGGAAAACACAAACCUCUCUGCUCCACGGCUGUCACUCCCAACACUGGCAAGCCGAGUCGAAUCCCCGCCCCUGGUAAACCAAGGGGACCUUAUGCUGAGGUUAAGCCCAUCAGCAAGGCCUCUGAGGUGGGACAGAGUGCAGACAUAGACCCCGCUGACCACCCAAUUAAAGCUAACUCCAAUGGAGCUGGGAGCACGGGGACUAAUGGGAAGAAGGUGAGAUCUACAUCUCUGUCGACAGAGGACAAGAAAGAGAGGAAAGGGAUAGAGGGGGAAGACGACAAGAGCUUCCUGAAGGUGGACCCAGAGUUGGUGGUGACGGUGCUUGGGGACCUGGAGCAGUUACUCUUCAGCCAAAUCCUCGACCCGGAGUCGCAGAGGAAGAGAACGGUGCAAAAUGUUCUGGACCUUCGACAGAACUUGGAGGAGACCAUGACAAGCCUGAGAGGGGUGCAGCUCAGCCACAGCUGUGUGGAGGGGACCAUGUGCUACGACAGCGACGAAGCUGCCGCCUUCUCCGUCUCCAGUCUUUCGAACCGCUCCUCUCCGUUGUCAUGGCGCCAGGGUCAAUCCAGCCCCCGUCUGCAGGCUGGGGACGCCCCGUCCACAGUUAACACCCAGGUGGACAUCCCCCGCCGGAUCAGCCACUCCUCUCGCAUCCACCUCAUCGAGGCCCUGGACGUCACAGACCCGUCCCUGCUGAAGGGAGACUACCUCAGUGACAGCGACCUCGGGGGGAAGAGCCAAAACGAGGAUGAUGAAGACGACGAUGAUAUUGAUGAUCUUGGGAACGGCUGGGAUGAGAGCAGCUCCAUCAGCAGCGGCCUCAGUGACGGCUCAGACAACCUGAGCUCCGAAGAGUUCAACACCAGUCCCACUCUCAACUCGCUUCCCACCACCCCCCUCGGCUCCCGCAGGAACUCAACCAUAGUGAUGCGUACAGAUGCAGAGAAGCGAUCUCUGGUGGAGAGCGGCAUUUCGUGGGACACCGAUGAUGCCAAACCGGGCUGCAAGAGCCAAGGCAGCAGCGUCUACAACACAGGAAGCCUCAAGUCCGAAUCGGCCAAUAAAUGGAAAAAGACGAGGCCGCAGCCCGGGGAGGGGCUGGAAGGAGGUAAAGGUGAACUGAAGAAGCCUCAAACCCUGGGUCAAGGAAACAUGUUGAGGAAAGGAAGAAACCCACCCGUGGGAGUCACAUCCCCGAUAACCCACACCUCUCAGAGUGGCCUGAAAGUGGCAGGUACAGUCCGAUCAGAUGGGAAGCCCAUGGAUAAGUCCAGGUUGGCAGUGAAGACUUCAGGGCUUCAGCGCUCCUCCUCUGAUGCUGGUAAAGAUCACAGGAAUGGCACUGGUGGUGGUGAACAGCGUAAACCACCAUCUGGCCUGGUCAGGCCCUCAACAGGUGGAAACUUUGGCUUCAAGAAGCAAACCACAGUCGCCCCUAACGGGACAAACCACGUCGGUGCAUCUGCUAUGAUUAGUACAGGUGGCAGUUCAAUACCCGGCGGCUCUGCAACUGUGGGGAAGGUUCCCAAAACAUCUGGUAUUCCUACCAAACCCGGGGCUGGUGGUGGCGGUGGUGGAGGACGGAAGACAAGUCUAGAUGUCUCAAGCAACGAUCACAGUAGUUUUCUGUCCCCAAAUGCCAGGACGUCUCUGCAAUACCGCUCUUUGCCUCGUCCUGCCAAGACAAGCACACUGACUCUAACCCGGCCGAGCUCCGCACGACCAGUAAGCACCACCAUGGACACAGGCUGUGGACUGAUCAAACCCUCCUCUACAACACUUCAGGGCUCAAGGCUCAAAGAGCCUGGUUCUGGAGCAGGGUUGAGUAAAGGAGGGAGCCGUGGGAUUCUAAGUCCUAGUCCUGUCAAUCAAACAGAUCGAGAGAAGGAGAAAGAGCGAGCCAAAGCUAAAGCUGUGGUCUCGGACUCUGAGUGCGGAGGUGGGUCCCUGAAGGGCAGCCCGGCUCAGACCCCCUCAGAGAACGGAGUGAAGCUUCAGGGCCUGAGACCCCCCAGCAGUGGUAAGGGCGUAGAUCUGCCCUCACCCAACACACACAGAUUAUCUGGAGUACGCAGCCUCGCUAAGCCUCCAUCCAUGGCUCAUCUCGAAAAGCUCAACUCCAACAGCCUGGAUAUUGGAAUUCAAGACUCACUGCCCCCAAAGAUCCCCCCCUACUCUAAGCUCCAGGACCUGGUGAGCUCAGCAGGCAGCCCCUGCCUCACUCCCAGCCCUGCCCCGUUACUCAAUGUGAACUCCUCGGCCUGCUUCUCGAGCUCCGGGAUGGGGCUGGGCCCGAGGCAGGUCUCGUCUCUCGGGGUGGAAGGGGGCAGGGGGAGCACUUCUCCCCUGCUUUACCCCCGUCUGUCUGGGCUACAUCGGAGCAUGGAGUCGUUGCCGCUGCAGAUGAGUCUGGCUCCUGAGCCCCAGGGAAGAGGGAAGAAUAGGGAGAGGGAGAGUUUGGUGAGAGGCUACACCACCUUAGAGUCCAGAGACAAAGAGAGACAGGAAGACAGAGGCCCUCCUCCCAGCUGGAGCUCUGGAAGUAAAGUCUCGCUGACUCUCACUGACAACUCUCAGAGAGACCGAAACACGCUGCCAAAGAAAGGUCUAAGCUGUGUCUCCCAGGUUGAGGAGGAAGGGAAGGAGAAAGGAGAGAGGAGGCACUCUCAUUCUAUUCUCAGUAUGACCGACUCGCUCACUCUUCCAUCGAUGUCUUCGCCCACCUCCCUGCCCCGCACCUCUAAGACCAGUAUGGUAAUACCCAGCCCAGUGGGCGGUCCUCCGAGGAUGACUCGAUCCAACAGCAUCCCAACACACGAUGCCUCUCUGGAGCUGUACGCAGCGUCUCCACUGGGCAGCACGCUGUCGCUGGCUGAGCGUCCACGCAGCAUGGGGAUGGUUCGCUCUGGAUCCUUCAGAGACAAGGAGUCCGACGAAGUUCAUGGGUCUGUGCUCUCACUGGCAUCCAACGCCUCCUCGAGCUACUCGUCGUGCACACUAGAGACAAGACUUUCUCCCUUGGCUGAGGAAAGGAUUCAGGGAGAGCAAAUCCGCAAGCUGAGGAGAGAGCUGGAAUCAUCACAGGAGAAGGUGUCAAACCUGACCACCCAGCUGACGGCAAACGCAAAUCUGGUGGCCGCCUUUGAGCAAAGUUUGACAUUGAUGACCACUCGGCUCCAGAGUCUGUCAGUGAGCCACGAGCAGAAGGACUCUGAGCUGGUGGAGCUGCGGGAGACCAUCGAAGACUUGAAGACCAAGAAUGAUGAGGCCCAGGCUGUUAUUCAUGUAGCUUUAAACAAUCCAGAUAACGAGAAAGAUGUGCAAAUUCGACGUCAGAACUCAUGUGAGAGCAUCUCAAGUCUCAACAGCCUGACCAGUUUGUCGAGUGUUGGCAGCUUUAAGGACCAAGACGCCAAGAAGAAGAAGAAAAAGAGCUGGCUGAGAAGCUCCUUCAACAAGGCGUUCAGCAUCAAGAAAGGCUCCAAAACCUACUCAGACAUCGAGGAAAUCGCCACCCCCGACUCCUCGGCUCCCAAUUCCCCAAAGAUGCUUCAUGAGGGGGAAGAGGGAGGGGAGCUUCAGUUUUCAGGCCUCAAAACCUCUGUCUCUGCCACCUCCUCUGUCAUCAUGGAGACAACAGAGGAGGGGGACGAGGAAGCAGCGGUGUCAGAUCUACGCUCAGAACUCUGGGUGAAAGAGAGGGAACUGACGGACAUCCGACUGGAGGCCUUAAACUCUGCUCAUCAGCUGGAGCAGCUCAGAGAUGCCAUGAACAACAUGCAGUCGACUGUAGAGAACCUGAAGGCGGAGAACGACCAUUUGAAAACAGGUGAGGUCCCAGGCUCUGGUCCAACCUCCUCCACCUCCACGCCUUCAGGCCUGGCCUCUCUCCUCGGACCCUCACUGAGGCAGCCAAUGACCAUGCCACUUACCAAGUCCUUCAGCCUCAGUCUGAAUGAUUGUAAAGAUCCAGACACGUCCUCAGUUGACAGGUUGAGUGUGUCUUCCUCAAGGGAUGAGGUGUGUGCACGAGUUCUGGUCGGCAUUGCAGAUCAAGCAGAGGUCAGUAAACAGCCACAGGAACAUUACUUGGGCUCAGUGCUGGUCAGUGCGAAGACGGACUGGACCUGUCUCGACUCUCUUAUCGCCAAGAUCUUCAAGGACUACCUGACUCAAGUGGACCCGACAGCCAGUCUGGGUCUGUCCUGUGAUUCGCUGCACACGUGCCAGCUGACCCAGGGAGUGCAGCGGGUGAUAGGGGGGGACAAACCUCAGGCCUCACCUUAUCGUUGUCUCAGCAGUGGUUCAGCUCGUAUAAUUGUCACCCUGAAAGGUCUUAGAGAGAAAUGCGUGGACUCACUUGUGUUUGAGACCCUGAUUCCUAAACCCAUGAUGCUGCACUACAUCAGUUUGCUGCUGAAACACAGGCGCCUGGUUCUGUCCGGGCCCAGUGGGACAGGGAAGACGUAUCUAGCCCAGCGUCUCGCCCACCACCUCCUGCAGCGCAGCCGGAUGGACUCAUCUGAGGCCGACCAGGAGACCUGUGUCCUGGGUUGUAGCUCCGCCGCCACCUUCAACAUGCACCGUCAGACACAGAAGGAGUUGCAGUUGUAUCUGUCCAACUUCGCAAAUCAGAUUGACAGAGAGACCGGAGGAGAGAUGCCAUUGGUUGUUAUCAUAGAUGACAUCAGUGAUCCAGCAGCCAUUACUGAGCUAGUUAACGGAGCGCUCACAUGCAAGUAUCACAAAUGUCCGUACAUCAUUGGAACAACCAAUCAGCCAGUGAGGAUGUCGUCCAACCACGGACUGCACCUCAGCUUCAGGAUGGUGAUGUUCUCCAACAACGUGGAACCAGCGAAUGGGUUCCUGGUGAGGUACCUGCACCGUAAAGCUGUGGAGGCCUACCAGGAGAAGGAGCAGGACUCAACACGCCAGGAAGCUCUCCUCCGUGUUCUCGACUGGAUUCCUCAGCUCUGGUACAACCUCCACACGUUCCUGGAGAAACACAGCACUUCAGACUUCCUCAUAGGUCCCUGCUUCUUCCUAUCGUGCCCAGUGACAGUGGCUGAGUUCAGGCAAUGGUUUAUAGAUCUGUGGAAUCACUCCAUCAUUCCAUACCUGCAAGAGGGAGCCAAAGAUGGAAUCAAGGUCCACGGGCAGAAGUCGGCAUGGGAGGAUCCGGUGGAGUGGGUGAGAGGCACCCUCCCGUGGCCCGACGCACAGCAAGACCAGUCCAAACUCUUUCACCUACCUCCCCCCAGCAUAGGUGCUCUCAGCGAGGAGAAGAAGCCGCCCAAAGAUACGCCUCCGCCCAGCACGCUGGAGUCCGACCCACUGAUGGCGAUGCUGCUGAAGCUGCAGGAGUCGGCCAACUACAUCGAGUCUCCGGAGCGCGAAGGCCUUCUGGAUCCCACUCUGCAGACGACACUCUGAGGACAACACGAGAAUGUCAGCCAAGCUGUGUGGAGCCACGGACUAUUUAUUCUUACGGCUGACACGGCGAGUGCAGUCCUGAUGAGACUUUAAAGACUCUAUCGUGAACUCUACUGUGUGCUCAGUGAGCAGUUCCAGAGCUACAUGUAAAGGAUUGACUGAGAGAGUGAUUAUGGACGCAGGGGUCGCUCUGCCCUGCUAUCACAACAUUGGAAAGACAAUUAACCUGCUCUUAUAGGAAGCUGUGAUGAUGAUCAUGUCAGGGAAACGAGAUUAUUGAUUAUUCUCUUCUCUGGCCCAAGUUUGUCCCAGAUUCGCUGCUUUUGGAUCUGCAAGUGCAUGGUAACCGGAAUAGUAUAAUUAAGUAUAAUCCUCCCGAUCAUGACCUAUCCACCAAAUGUUUUGUUUGACUCCACCACCUUAACUUCAGAUAUUUUGGUGCUCACUGAUUUUCUUCUAACGUGCUCCAUUUUCAGAAAGAAAAUUUCAGCUCAGAAGUAAAACGGUCUGAUUUCCUCAAAUGCAGGGUCGUCACUUGACAACAGCAAAAACAAAUUUAAAAAAAAUGCACUUUAUUUUCUACAUGUGAAAAUUGGAUUCAAGGAAGCUGUGUCAUUGAUUGUGCAUGGAAUGGAGGACUAUCAGUUUGGCCAAAUCAUGCAGUUCAGUAAAGAAUCCUCUAGAUGGCGGUCUCUACUGCUUUCUGCCUCAGUGCCAUCCUGGUGUUUAAUUUUCUCAAAGGUGCUCGGUAGAAAACAACACACAAACACACGUUCAAUUCCUCAACUAUAUAAAUGGCAUUGAAUGUUUCUUUUUCUUUUGAGUUCAGCCAUAUUGUUAAUCAUGGAUCAAAUAACAGCCCUGAGAAACUAAGAGAGAUACGCAUGGGUGAAUAAUGAAUUGAAAAUCAGUUUAAGGGCGAGUCUGUGCAGAAAACACCAUCGUCAUAGCCAGUGGUUUAUCCAGUAAUGUGCUAAUGAUAUUGUAAACAGAACAUAAAAAACAAAAAACAGAUUCUGUUUGUUUUUCUAGUCUGCCAAAUCGGUUAGCCUCCUAUUUCUGGCUAUGCUUGCUUUUACUCUCUACUCCUCUAUCUGUUUUAAAACACAAACUUCUCUUGUGAUAGUUGAGGAUUUAAGACUUUGAAAAUCUUGAUUUUAUAGGAUUUUAUACUGACUCAUCUUCAGUGAACAUGAUUAUCGCCCAGUUCGUAAACCAUACAUGCCACUAUCGACAACAGCCGACAGAGUCGACAGGGAUGAACUCCUGCCGCCAGCGGUCCCAUCAUUUCUCAUUUGUCCUCCCAACAGCUGCCAACGAGUGAUAAAGACAAAAAACUAUCUUCUCCCUCACUGCAUUUGCUCUUUAUAUAUUGGAUAAUGGUUUUUUUUUCAACUGUAUCAAUCAGUUUCUUUCUCAUACAGUUUUUAAGAUUUACCGUGCAAGUAAGGGCUGGGGUUAAGAAUGCUUCAAUCUCAUUUCUAAGUGGCUUUCUCUCCCCUCUUCCCUUCGUUCCUUUGCACACCAUAUUGGUUAGAGAGUGCAGAGUAUUUAUUGCUCACUUCUUGACUGUUCAUGCGAUGAAGGGAGACGGUGUACAAAGACGCUUAAAAGGCAGAAACUGUAGAGAUACACUUAAACUUCUCAGCUCUAUGCCCCCCCCCCCCCCCCGACCCUGAAGUACCUCAAACUGCCAUAUUCUGCCCCCAAUGUCCCUCUACUCUCCAAAGAGCGGAGUGGGAAGUAGAGACAAGAUGCCUAAAGUAGUCUUUCUGUGCCUGAAACACAGUUUGGCCUGAAGCGGCUUGAAAAGCUGCCUUAACCCUCUGCUCGGAGGCCUCGACUCACUUCCUCUGGCCUACUCUGAUGUCACUUUAAUGUUGUCACCUUAAGAGUGGUUUAGCGAUUUGGGUCCCUGGCUGGUGUGUCAGUAAACUGCAGUAGAUGAGAGUAUGUGCGUCGUGACAGGGCCUCUUUAGUGCGAUUGUUACACCUUUUUAAACGGAUAGUGUGAAAGACUUGGACGUCUUUGAGGAGGGGCCCUGAGAGCGUGAGACAGCGAUUGGAUAUUAUCCUGGAGAUGUAACCGUCGUUGCAUGUGCCCCUGAUGUGUUCCCAAAGUUUUCUUUCAUUGGACCUACCACAUUAAACCUUAUCAGGGGAGGGGAUUUUUUAAUAACUGGAUAUGUUCCUUGUUUUUUUUUUCGCAUUGUUUCUAAGAGGCAGACAUUUGUUUUUAUUAUGCAAAUAUUUGUAAAGGUUUCUUCCUCUUUUUGUACAUGACAUCACUAUUGUACACACUGUAUAUAGUCAUAGCAUCUGCGACAACAAUCACUAAAAAAAGAUUUAGAGAAGGCAUGGCUCCUGUAUGCAGAUAAAUGGACAUCCUCUUGUUUUUAAUGUCUUCCUCCAGAGGGAAGGAGCACUUGGCUUGAUAGGGGAACUUAUAGUGGUUGUCUGGCAUGUUUAUAACCACAUCAACUUCCAUAUGUCUAACAUUGAGCUGUGGACACAAUAAAGUCAUGCCAUUCUUCACA